AUGUAUGCAGAGGCAACCACGCAAGUAAGAAGCACUGUUGGAACUACAGAGAAGUUCAAGGGGAAAGUUGGUCUCCACCAGAGUUCAGCCCUUGAUCCCUGCAUGUUUGAUAUUGUGAUGGAUGUUAAAACAUCGGAGGUUAGAGAAGAGGUGCCUUGGCGUACAAUGUUUGCUGAUGACAUUGUGGUGACUGAUCUAACAAGAGAAGGUGUCCAACUCAAGCUAGGAAGAUGGAGAGAACUUGAAAGUAGAGGCUUAAAAAUUAGCAGAACAAAGAAAGAAUAUAUGUGGACAGGUGGAGAGAAAUGGGAAACAUUGAAAUUGGGCCAAGGAGACAUAAAGAGAGUUACCUCUUUCAAAUAA
Molecule: messenger RNA, 363 nt
Organism: Macrobrachium nipponense
Lineage: Eukaryota; Metazoa; Arthropoda; Malacostraca; Decapoda; Palaemonidae
Exons: 1
Coding region: 1-363 (120 amino acids)
Source: RefSeq, a predicted model, not a curated record